This is a messenger RNA of Centruroides sculpturatus (bark scorpion), 561 nucleotides long. Its product is annotated as ribose-phosphate pyrophosphokinase 2-like. NCBI's taxonomy places the organism in Eukaryota, Metazoa, Arthropoda, Arachnida, Scorpiones, Buthidae. The record is from RefSeq and is a predicted model, not a curated record. The transcript has 4 exons. Gene Ontology annotation, molecular function: magnesium ion binding; ribose phosphate diphosphokinase activity. Gene Ontology annotation, cellular component: cytoplasm; ribose phosphate diphosphokinase complex. Gene Ontology annotation, biological process: purine nucleotide biosynthetic process; 5-phosphoribose 1-diphosphate biosynthetic process. The annotation marks the transcript as partial.
CUUUACCAGGGAUUUUUUGACAUACCAGUAGAUAAUUUAUAUGCUGAGCCUGCUGUCUUACUCUGGAUUAAAGAAAAUAUACCAGAAUGGAGAAAUAGUAUUAUCGUUUCUCCUGAUGCUGGAGGUGCCAAACGGGUCACAUCUAUUGCAGAUAGAUUAAAUGUGGAGUUUGCCCUAAUUCAUAAAGAGAGAAAGAAAGCUAAUGAGGUAGCUUCAAUGGUUUUAGUAGGUGAUGUCAAGGAUAAAGUAGCUAUUCUUGUUGACGAUAUGGCUGAUACUUGUGGUACCAUGUGUCAUGCUGCUGAAAAAUUACUUGAAGCUGGAGCAGCAAAAAUAUAUGCCAUCUUGACUCACGGUAUUUUUUCUGGUUCAGCAAUUUCUCGUAUUAAUAAUGCUUGCUUCGAGGCCGUAGUUGUUACAAAUACUCUUCCUCAAGAACAACAUAUGGAAGAUUGCCAAAAAAUACGGAAUCUUGUAAAUUCAAUUUUAGCAGCUAAACCUGAAGAAGGCUUCUUAAAUAAGCUGAAAACAUUUGCUGGAAAAAUAGUGUUUGCUUGGUGA